This is a messenger RNA of Manis pentadactyla (Chinese pangolin), 1132 nucleotides long. RefSeq names its product regulator of G protein signaling 8 (gene RGS8). Bases 574 to 1116 code for a protein of 180 amino acids. The transcript has 7 exons. The record is from RefSeq and is a predicted model, not a curated record. Lineage: Eukaryota; Metazoa; Chordata; Mammalia; Pholidota; Manidae.
CAAUAGAAACUGGGAGAAAGGGGGUGGAAUUUAGAUGUGUGACCUGCCCUGUAGCUUUCUUGCUCUCUGCAUUUAUCACAUCACAUCACACCCAGCAAGCCAGCCCCCCUCCUCCUGGCUCAUUAGGAGAUUUGAUUCGGCUGGGCUCCUGCUGUCAGCAGCUGUCUGGGGCAAGAUCUUUAUGCUCCCUGUUCCCUAAGCACCAACCAGCCUUCAGCCAGCAGCAGAGCUCAUUAGAAGAGGGCCCCUGGACACUUGAUAUUCAGCUCAUUGGUGGCCAGAAAGAGUUAAUACAAACUGCGGCGCUGCCCCCAGCACAGCCUCUGGGUGCAGAGGGAGGCAGCUUUGGGCUGUGGGAACCUCUUCCUGAGCUGCAGCCAGAGGAGCAGGAAAGCAGAGCUCCUUAACCCGCAGCCUCUCUGACCAUCCAGUUGGCAAGGCCCGCAGGCCAUGAGGACUGGUCAAAGACAGUGAGUGGACGUGAAAGGGUAAAUCCCUUUGCCCCGCAGUCUUACCUCCCGCCCUGACGUCCCUGCACAGCAGCCAGAGGGGUAACCGUAAGCAGGUGCCUGUAUGGCCGCUUUACUGAUGCCACGCAGGAACAAAGGGAUGAGGACUCGACUGGGAUGCCUGUCUCACAAGUCAGAUUCGUGUAGUGAUUUCACAGCUAUUCUUCCCGACAAACCCAACCGUGCUCUAAAGAGAUUAUCUACAGAAGAAGCUACGAGGUGGGCAGAUUCCUUUGAUGUACUUCUCUCCCAUAAGUAUGGAGUGGCUGCAUUCCGUGCCUUCUUGAAGACGGAGUUCAGCGAGGAGAACCUGGAGUUCUGGCUGGCCUGUGAGGAGUUCAAGAAGACCAGGUCAACUGCAAAACUGGUCUCCAAGGCCCACAGGAUCUUUGAGGAGUUUGUGGAUGUGCAGGCUCCGAGGGAGGUAAACAUAGACUUCCAGACUCGAGAAGCCACGAGGAAGAACAUGCAAGAACCAUCCCUGACUUGCUUUGACCAAGCCCAGGGAAAAGUACACAGCCUCAUGGAGAAAGACUCCUACCCCAGGUUCCUGAGGUCCAAAAUGUACUUAGAUUUGCUGUCCCAAAGCCAGAGGAGGCUCAGUUAGACCUCAGACGGAGACU